CUAAAAUGAACUCGGAAAUGAACAGCUGAGCAAAAUGAACCCCUGGAGAGAGCCAGCGAAAAUGCCCAUAACAGUGAACUUGACAUUGAUUACCGCAGUUGUUUUUUUAACGCUUUCGUGGGUGGUGUCGUUCUCCCUGGAGCUCUGUUACUUUGCCCAUUCACCUAAUUCCCCUAUUUUUUUUUUAUGGCCGGCAGUUUGUAAUCUUAUCGGAAAUCAAACACCAGCGGCCGAUGAGUCGGAUCGCAAAUUGUAAUUGAGUUUUGGCUAAUGAUUUCCCCAUAUUAUGUGGUUUCAGUGGUCAAAAGGUGGUGCAGUGGAGUGUACUCUUUAAAGAACAAUUUUUUUCCAGUGUAUUUUGUGUUUAAAAAAUAUUUAAAAUUUUAAUUAAUACACUAAACUUUCUAAAGUUUAAUUUUUAAAAUUUAAAUAAACCAAAACUCUCACUGAAAGCCUUAACCUAACCCACUAAACUGUUUCCUGCCCAAUCCCCGCCAGAAUUAAGAGCCAGAAAUGUCGCUAAAGCAGCAGCGGCAGCGGGAUGUGGAAGGCGAUGUCCCACCGGACAGCAUAUCCCUGGAGGAGAUGCCCCUCAACCGGACCAACGGCAACGUCGGCGGAGAGCAGGCAGAGGACCGCCGCCGAAUACGUCUCAUCUUCGACAAAUACGACACCGAUGGGGAUGGCCUGAUCAGUACGCCGGAACUGAAGGCUUUGAUUGCCAGCGCCGGCUGCCGGGACAUGCCCCCCCACAUGGCCGAGCAGAUAAUGCGGCGCAGCGACGAGGAUAACGACGGCUGCCUGGACUUUGAGGAGUUCUAUGCCAUGUCCCUGCGCCAGCGUUGGAUCAUGCGUCGUCUGGUGGCUCGCUACUGUCGCUAUGUGGUGGCACCGCCAAAGCCCAAGGCCGCGGAUGAGGUGGAUGGCGAGUACGAGCGUCAGAUGUCACUCUGCCCGCCGCCGCUUACCAUGAUCAUCUUCUCCAUUGUCGAGAUCAUUGCCUUUCUGGUGGAUGUCAUACACUUCCAGGAUGAUCCCAACUACGAGGGGAAUAUCGGUGAGAGUGUUAAUGGACCGGCGGCGACGCUGUGCAUCUACAAUCCCUACAAACGCUACGAGGCCUGGCGCUUCGCCAGCUACAUGUUCGUCCAUGUGGGGCUGCGCCAUCUGGUGAUGAACCUGAUCAUUCAGAUCUUUCUGGGCGUUGCUCUGGAGCUGGUGCAUUCGUGGUGGCGCGUGGCUUUGGUCUAUCUGGCCGGUGUCAUGGCCGGCUCCAUGGGCACUUCCCUGAGCAGUCCGCGGACCUUUCUGGCCGGAGCCUCGGGCGGUGUGUACGCCUUGAUCACCGCCCAUGUAGCCACGAUCAUCAUGAACUACUCGGAGAUGGAGUACGCCAUUGUCCAGCUGUUGGUCUUCCUGGUGGUCAUCUUUGCGGAUCUGGGCGGAUCGGUGUAUCAUCACCUGACGGAUGAGUACGAUCGGAUUGGGUAUGUGGCGCAUCUGUCCGGCGCCGUGGCCGGGCUGCUGGUGGGGAUCGGGGUGUUGCGGAACCUGGAGAAGCGACCCUGGGAGCGAAUCCUCUGGUGGAUAGCCGUCAUCGUGUACUUUGCCCUUAUGUUCACUGGAAUCCUGGUGCACAUCUUCCUGCCCGAUUACUUCCCCAAGCCGGUGUACAAUUAGAACUGAGUUUCGAGUCCUAAACUUGUAUUAAUUCCCCCCUAAAACUGUAAAUAUAUGCAUAGGUUAAUGUAAUAAUAGGUUGCUAUUGAUCGGAUCUUGGCUCUAUGAAAGUCUAUAUGAAAGUCUGCAGCAGGCGUAAAUAAUUAAAAUAUUUAUAAAUACAAUUUAAAUAUGUAAAUGUAAUUGAUGUAACACACAAAUAUGAAUCAAUAAAAAUAAAGGGAAAUCAAUGUGGAAUUAAUUGGUUAAGAGGGGAGUAAGGUAUUUAAUUU
Molecule: messenger RNA, 1952 nt
Organism: Drosophila kikkawai
Lineage: Eukaryota; Metazoa; Arthropoda; Insecta; Diptera; Drosophilidae
Product: rhomboid-related protein 2-like
Cellular component (GO): membrane
Molecular function (GO): serine-type endopeptidase activity; calcium ion binding
Source: RefSeq, a predicted model, not a curated record